Molecule: messenger RNA, 2125 nt
Organism: Amblyraja radiata (thorny skate)
Lineage: Eukaryota; Metazoa; Chordata; Chondrichthyes; Rajiformes; Rajidae
Gene: ate1
Product: arginyltransferase 1
Exons: 12
Coding region: 99-1652 (517 amino acids)
Biological process (GO): protein arginylation
Cellular component (GO): cytoplasm
Molecular function (GO): arginyl-tRNA--protein transferase activity
Source: RefSeq, a predicted model, not a curated record
AUAUCCGUUUCUUCCCCGUAAGGACCUCUGUUCCUAUGAAACGCAAGUGUUAAAAAAAAAACCAUUAGAAUUGAACCACUUCAAUCCAACGACACGGGAUGUAUUCAAUCGUGGAAUAUAAAGGUUUAAAGUCGGGUUAUCAUUGUGGAUAUUGUAACCUGGAAGAUGGAAAGGCGUCCACGGGUAUGUGGGCUCACACUAUGACUGUUCAAGACUAUCAAGAUCUAAUUGACCGAGGUUGGAGGAGGAGUGGCAUGUACGUUUAUAAGCCUGCAAUGAAUCGAACAUGUUGCCCGCAGUAUGCAAUAAGAUGUCAUAUUUUGGACUUCAAGCUUGCAAAGUCCUCAAAGAAAGUAUUAAAAAAAAUGACACGGUUUCUCUCCAAAGGAGACGGAGCAAAAGGUAUUGUUGAACCUAUGGAAUCCUUCAAUGAAGAUAUUGGAAUUGGUCACGUACCUUCACCAUGUACCUCAGAAGUUAACAGAGAACUGGAGAAACCUUUGAAGAUUGUGAGCCUUGAAGAAGUACCCACGUCUACUGAAGUACAUGAGAAACCUCAGACAGACCCUGCUGGAGAUAAUAGGGAUCCAGGUCAAAAACACACCUCUGCAGAGGCUAAUGCAACCACUGAAUCAUUGAAUAGUAAUCCUAAACCAGGCAGAGGACCCGAUCCAGAUAAACCACCAUGCCGCAAAGCAAAAGAUCUUCGGAGAGAGAGAAAAUUGAAAAAGCUGCUUCAGAAACAGCAACAAAUUGGAAUGGCCGAUGUCUCCCAGCACCAAGAAGCCACUUGUGAAACCCCCAAAGCAUUACUCUUGCAGCAUCGAGACCCACAAGGAAAUCAACCAAAAUCAUUGGAAGAACUUACUUCUGAAUCUUUAUCUCCAGAUGCAGUGCAUCAAUUAGAGGUGAAACUAGUGCCAGUUUCCCUCGAUGAUCCAGCUUUCAAUGAAUCCUUUAACCAAUCAGCAACUCUGUACUCCAAGUAUCAGAUGGCUGUGCACCACGAUUCACCUGAUGAAUGUAGUGCAUCAGAGUAUACACGAUUCCUUUGUCAGUCUCCACUCCAGGCAGAGAAUCCACCUGAUGGUCCUGAUUUGGGUUAUGGAUCAUUUCAUCAACAGUACUGGUUGGAUGGAAAGAUUAUUGCAGUUGGAGUAAUCGAUAUUCUUCCUCGUGCUGUCUCCUCUGUGUACCUUUAUUACGAUCCAGAUUAUGCAUUCUUAUCAUUGGGUGUUUAUUCUGCAGUCAGGGAAAUUGCUUUUACCACUGAGCUACAGAAGAUAGUCCCUGAUAUCUGUUGUUACUACAUGGGCUUCUACAUACAUUCAUGUCCUAAGAUGAAGUAUAAGGGCCAGUACUAUCCAUCCGAAUUAUUGUGUCCCGAGACUUAUAACUGGGUGCCCAUUGAGAAGUGUAGGGCAAAGUUAGACCAAUCUGAAUAUAGCCGGCUACAUGAAAAUCCAAAUUCAGAAGAUGAAAACCGUCUCCAAAACCUGAAUAAAGUUCUGAUACUGUACAGGAAUACAAUGAUGCCUUAUAACAUCUAUCGGAGACGGCAGAAGAGAGCUAAUGAUGAAGCUGUAGUACAGCAAUAUGCAAACCUGGUUGGACAGACCUGUGCAGAACGGAUGGUGCUUUAUCGAAAUUAAUCUUUUUAAUGUUAAAUAUGUACAAUUAAAAUAACAUGUCAUACUGAGUAUAAAAAUACAUAGCAUGUUAAACAUAGUUUGCACACAAAGGUGUCUUACACAACAUUUGCUUGGAUAUAUCAUCCUCAAGUGUUUUCCAGGUCAGAACAGGUCAUUUCAAUUUGCUGGAGGUAAAUACAUAUACUUCACUAUAGACAUAACGUUGUCUGAAGAAAGAUCCUGACCUGAACCGUCACCUAUCCAUGUUAUCCAGAGAUGCUGCUUAACCCACUGAGUUACUCUAGCAUUUUGCAUCUUUGAAUUGGGUAGGGAAUUUCACAUUAAUCAGAGGCCCUGUAGGUAUUGUGGUAUGCUAGAAUGUUGCUGUAGAAAACUUUGUUUAAAUGUUUAAAAUAGACACAAAAUGCUGGAGUAACUCAGCGGGAUAGGCAAUAACUGGAUAGAAGGGAAUGGUGACAUUUCAGGUCGAGACU